This is a messenger RNA of Chlamydomonas reinhardtii, 3973 nucleotides long. RefSeq lists its product as uncharacterized. Lineage: Eukaryota; Viridiplantae; Chlorophyta; Chlorophyceae; Chlamydomonadales; Chlamydomonadaceae. Gene Ontology annotation, biological process: protein K48-linked deubiquitination. The transcript has 7 exons. The record is from RefSeq and is a predicted model, not a curated record. The coding region runs from base 205 to 3369 and encodes 1054 amino acids. Gene Ontology annotation, cellular component: cytosol; cell periphery. Gene Ontology annotation, molecular function: cysteine-type deubiquitinase activity; cysteine-type carboxypeptidase activity; K48-linked deubiquitinase activity.
CAAAAGAAUGGCUGUCCUGACGUAGCUGAAACUCGAAAGGGCUCCCUCGCCCCGGUGUUCGUCAAACCCUUGGAUACACCGCACCUUCCACGCUUGCCCAAGCGGACAUACAUACGCUGUGACAUCACAUUAGACAAGCUCCAUUGAUAAGUCACAUAAACUUACUGGCUCUCCGCGUCGUGGGCGCCAAAAGGAGGAUCAACCAUGGCAUCCUCAACCUCCGCUCCCUCUGUGGCGACCGAGCCCGAGUACCGCAUUAAGCGGGUCCAGUUCUUCGGACGCGAGUCCGUGCCAAUCUUCAUGCAGAAUGUGAACGGGCCCUGCCCGCUCCUGGCUCUGGCCAACAUUCUCUCUCUACGCAACCAGCUGCCGCCGCUGCCCGCCGCCUCCAACCCCUCCAUAUCCGAGAAGCGCCUCAUCGCGCUGGUGGGCGAGCGCCUGCUGGACGCCAACCUGAGCUCCGCCGCCGCCGCCUCCAACGCCGGCUGCACCGACCUGCAACAGAACCUGAGCGACAGCCUGGACAGCCUGCACAAGCUGUGUGUGGGCAUGGACGUCAACGUGCGCUUCAACAGCGUGUUCGGCUUCGAACCCACGCAGUACGUGUCCAUCUUCGACCUGCUGGACAUCUCGCUGUGCCACGGCUGGCUGGUGGACCCGGACGACGCCGAGGCCGUCCGGGUGGUGGGCGGCCGCUCCUAUAACGAACUCAUCGAGCUCAUCGUCACCACACUGGACGCAGUGCAGCCCACGCAGCAGCCGGAGGCGGCGCCGGCGGCGCAGCCGCCCGCCGCGGCGGUGGCGGCGGCUGCGCCGCCUCCGCCUCCAGAGCCGGCGGUGAAGCUUGAGCCCAACGUGCCCGUGAUGCUCAGCCCGCAGGCCUCAGCGGAGGAGACGGAGCGGGCGCGGGCGGUGGCUGCGGCGGCGGCGGCGUCAGCGGCGGCGGCGGCGGCGGGGGCAGCUGCGGGGGCUGUGGAGGGCGCCACUGCAAGCGGGUCGGGGCAAGCCGCACCGGCGCCUGCGCCGGUUGUGGCGGAGCCGGGGCCAGAAGCGCCGGCGGCAGGCGCGUCAGCAGCGCCAGCGGCGGCCUCUGCGGCUGCUGGGCUUACGUCCACCGGACCCGCACCUUCACCAGCACCCGCACCAGCACCCUCGCUCGCGCCUGCGGCGCCGGCGCCAGCCGCUGCGGUCGCAUCGGAGCCGCACCAUCAGCCGGAGGCGACCAGCCGCAGCGGUGGCGGUGGAGCUGCCUCCGGAGGGAGCCCUGCGCCCGGCACUGGUGCUGCUCCUGCUGCCUCUAGCUCGCCGGCUGCGGCGGCGGCAAGCAGCCCUAACGGUGGAGGUGGAGACGGGCCGGCGGCGCCGCCGCCCUUCCGCCUGGACCCCUUGGAGGAGGCGCCGCCGGGACCGCCCGCAUACCCGGCGAUUGUGCCCACGCCCUCGGUUGCGGCCGCGCCGGUACCGGUGGGGGAGCCGGUGCCGGAGGCUGCAGCGCCCGCGGCAGCGGCGCCAGUGGACGUGCCCGCGACUGCGGCAAUGCCGGCGCCGUCCGAGGCGCCCCCAGGGACCUUGCUUGCGUCAGCGCCGGUUCCGACGCCUGCGCCAGCAGCCGUGCCGCCACCUGCCGCAGCAGGACCCGCUGCAGCCACAUCAGCGCCUGCACCCGCGGCACCGACGGCAGCUGCGUCGGCGGCGCCGGCAGCACUGCCGCCAGCGGCGACUGCAACACCGCCACCAGUGGUGCCGGCGGCAGCACCGCCCCCAGUGGCGCCGGCAGCACCCCCACCAGCAGUGCCGGUGGCGGCACCGCCCCCAGUGGCGCCGGCAGCACAGCCACCAACGGCGCCUGCAGCACCGUCGCCAGCGGUGCCGACGGCGGCAGCGCCACCAGUUGUGCCGCCGGCAACACCGUCGCCAGUGGUCGCGGAGGCGGCGUCGCCACCAGCGGCGGCGGCGGCGGCACCCCCACCAGCGCCGCCGGUUGCAGUGGGCAGCGACCUUAUCAACUUCGACGACGACGAAGACGACGUUCCCCCGCCACCCCCACCUCCUCCCCCUCCACCUCCUCCCCCGCCCCCUCCGCCGCCCCCUCCCAUGCCGCCCGCGCCCUCUCCGCCGCCUCCUCCCCAGCCCUCCGCCGCCUCCGCCACCCCCUCUCCCCCUGGCCACCACGACGCGCACGACCCGGACCGCCUGGCCCGGCGCGCCUACGAGGUAAUGGUGGCCAAGGACUUCCUGGACGGCUCCUGCUCGCAGCUGACGCCCUGGGGGCUGCGGGCGCUCAAGGCAGGGCUCAGGCCGUCGCAGCUGGCCGUGUUCUUCCGCAACAACCACUUCAGUGUGGUGUUCAAGCACGGCACCAGCCAGGAGCUGUACCUGCUGGUCACGGACCAGGGCUACCUCAACGAGCCGGACGUGGUGUGGGAGCACCUGUCCAGUGUGGCUGGCGACACGCAGCUGUGCAGUGCCGACUUCAAACCCUUCAAGCCGCACAAGGACCCCGCCGUGGUGGCGGCGGCAGCGGCAGCGGCGGACGCAGGCGCCGCGCUGGUGCCGGGCGGUGACAUGACCGAGGCCGACGCCGCCGCCAUCGCCGCCUGCCUGGCGGAGGACGAGGCGGCGAUGGCGGCGCAGCAGGACGCGGCCGUGGCGGCGGCGGCAGUGGGCGACGGCGACCUGGACCUGUCCGGCCUAGACCUACACGACUCGCCCGGUCCCGGGGGUGCGGGUGCGGGAGCGGGAGCGGGGGCACGCAGCAGUCCACAGUACCAGAUCGGGCUGCCGGUGGGGGCGGCGGCGGCCUCGGCGGGCGCACGCGUGCCGCAGAGCUACGGCGCCACGGCGGGCGGCUACCCGUCUCCCUCGGUCGCACCCACAGGCGCACAGCAGCAGCAGCAGCAGCCGUACCCGGCCUACCCACCGCAGCAGCAGCAGCAGCCUUACCCGGCGCAGGCGGCACCCGCGCCAGCGGCGGCGGCUUCGCCGCGCCCGGCGCACUACCCGCCGCCCCAGCCGCAUGCCGCCUCUGCCGCGGCGGCGGCGCACCACCAGCACGACCUGGAUGCUGACCUGGCGCUGGCUCUGCGGCUGCAGGAGGAGGAGGAGGAAGAGGCGCGGCGGGAGGAGGCGGCGCGGCGGCGGCAGGGGCAGCAGGGUCAGGGGCAGCAGCAGGCGGGGGCGUACGGGCAUCAUCACCACCAGCAGCAGCAACAGCAGCAGCAGCAGCAGGCUGGGGGCGGCGGGUAUCGUGGCGGGACCUACAACCCUGCGUACCGGCAGCAGGCGCAGGGGCAGGCGCGGCCGCCGGCGCCGCAGCAGCCGCCACAACCGCCACCAGAGGAUAAGGACAGCAAGUGUGUGAUGAUGUGAGGACGCUGGCAUGAACGUGUUUUACGGCACGUGAUGCAAGGGCUGUCGUUGUGAGGCACACUUUGAUAUAUGUGGUACAGUGUGCUGCAGGGGUGUUGGGUGUGAGGCUUGAUGUGUCCACACGGGCCUGUGAUUUCAUGGAAACGUUGCUGCGUAGGCUGCGUGCGUGUUGCACUUGAUAUGCACAGGGGGCUAUGUGCGUGAGAGAUACCUAGUGGCUACAUGGUAGGGUUACAAGUGCGAGCGGGACGCAGUCGUCGAAGGGCAAUGCACUCUCGAAGGCCCUGAGGACUGGCGGGAAAACCACAGAGGCAUGCCCGGUCGCACAUCGUCGAUGAUGCGGCUGCAUCCUGAGCUGUUCGCAUUUGUAUUGCUUUUGGUAGCCUGUCGAGAUUGCGGGUAUACAUACAUGCGGUUGAAAGAAAAUCCGAAGACGACAGUUCGCAACACCCAAGCGCCAAUCUGUCGCUGGGCGAGCCGCAACACUAAGAGCAGCUGGAUUACAAUUGUUUCCACCAGUUCAACCACACAACGCCUGCAACAAUGCAUGAAUUGUCAGCCGAGAACAAGUCUGUGCCAGCAACUAAGCAAGUCACUCGAGUUU